UUUUUUCCCUCCGGCCAUACUUUUUCCCCGGCGAUUUAUGAACCCUAAAUAAAACGCCGGACAACAACAAAAAGCUCUAUAUUAAUUAAUUCUCUCCACUGCGAAAUCAUUUUCUUUUCUUUUCUUUUUGGAACAUGGAGAAUUCGCUGCUUGAUUCUGAGGAAACUAUGGAGAUGGUUACUACACAGAAAAUCGAGGAAACAGUGAAGGGAAUACUCAGAGAAGCCGACAUGGAUCAGAUGACUGAGUUCAAGCUCCGAAUCGCCGCCUCGGCUAAACUCGGUCUCGACUUGUCGAGGACCAAUCACAAGAAUGUAGUCAGAGAUGUUCUCGAGGCCUUUUUGCUAUCAAAUCCCGACGACGAUACUGCCCCCGGUGAAGCAAUUGUACAGGAGACGGUGGCUCCGGCGAAUAAAGAGACAGUUUCUGGUGCUGCUGUUUCCGCUGGUGGUGAAGAUGAACGUUUUAUCUGUAAGUUAUCGGAGAGGCGAAAUGCGACGGUUCAUAAAUACAAGGGCCAAGCUUUUCUAUCGAUUGGGGAGAGCUCUCAGGAAAAUGGAAAGCCUUUUAGAGGAGUUAAUUUGUCAACUAACCAAUGGUCUGUGAUCAAGAAGAAUUUUACAGCGAUUGAGGAAGGUAUUAAGCUCUGCCAAUCAAAAUUAACUUCUGAGUCAAAACAAAACGGAGAUGCUUGUGAGGCUGUGGAUAACAACAGCACUUGCGGUUUUUCUAUCAUCGAGACUUCACGUUUUGAUGGGAGGAACUAUCUUUGCUGGGCAUCACAGAUGAAACUCUUUCUAAAGCAGUUGAAUCUGAGCUAUGUUCUCUAUGAACCCUGUCCUGUUACCAAUAGCUCUCAAGCCCCUGAAACCAACCCCAGAGGAGCUGAUGCUGCGAAGAAAAAUUGGUUGAGAGAUGAUUACCUCUGCCACAAUCACUUGUUGAACUCCUUGUCAGAUCAUCUAUACCGUCAGUACUUGAAGAAGUUCAAGCAUGCCAAAGAGCUGUGGGACGACUUAAAAUGGGUCUACCAGUGUGAGGAAUCCAACUCGAAGAGGUCACAGGUCAGAAAGUACAUCGAGUUCAAAAUGGUGGAAGAGAGACCGGUUCUUGAGCAAGUCCAAGAGGUUAACAAGAUUGCGGAUUCCAUAGUGAGUGCCGGUAUGUUUCUCGAUGAGACAUUUCACGUGAGUACCAUCAUUUCCAAGUUUCCACCGUCGUGGAGCGGCUUCAGCACCAGGCUGAUGGAAGAGGAGUACUUACCGGUCUGGAUGUUGAUGGAGCGAGUGAAAGCUGAGGAGCUUCUGAGAAACGGAGCACAAAGGGUUACGUAUAGACCAUCCACGGGGUCUUCUCAGAUGGAAAGGAUGCAGAGCCUUGGAACAACGCAUAGGGGAUCUCAGAGCAUAGGUUGGAAGAGGAAAGAGCCCGAGAGAGACGGGAGAGUCACCAUCGUCUGUGACAACUGUGGGAGGAGAGGACAUCUCGCCAAGAACUGUUGGGGUAAGACAUCCGAUGAGAGAGCUUCCGGGAAACCGAAUCGGGUUACUUAUUCAGCCACUGCACCUGUGGUGGUUUCAGAGACUCGAGCAACAACCAACGAUGGUAAGAGUAGUAGCUGAUGAUGGCUGAAAGCAAAAUGCUUUUAUAACUCCUGAUCACAAAAUCGCAAUGGCAGAUGAGAGUCAAUAUACAUGCCAAGAGGAUCAGCGAAUUAAAGGUGGCUCUUCUGAAGCAUCUCUUCAUUAUGUUUUUUUCUUAGUCCUCUGUCUGGUCUUAGAAUGGUGAAACUAGUUCUGGGCAGAGGGAGAUGGGAAAUAGAACAGUUUUGGCCUGAAUUAAUGUAAAAGCAAUUUGGGUAAAUGAGAAUUGUAAUUGAGAGAAUCCUUUAACAGUUGUAUAUAAACCAAAACACCAUUCACACACACUAACAAACCAAACAGAUCAACUUUAAGUCCAAACCUUAACAUAACAACCAACUGGUUCGAAUCAGGCUUCUUCAUUAACUACCUAUGUGGUUGCCUCUUGAUUCUCCAUCUCCUAGGUAUAAAGCCGGUUGCGAAGGUUGCAUUGAACAUUACAACAACAGAAGCCAUUGUUGGUCUACUCUCUGCUUUCUCUUGAACACAUAACAAACCAAUGUGUUCUGGAGCCAUGUAACCGCUCAUUGCAUAUCCUGGAGCCAUGUAACCGCUGCAAGGACCAAAUAAAUUUCGUUUUUUCUCAUUAACAGAACUGAUAGAAGUUAAAUUAUACUUUUUUGUUUUUGUUUUAAGGCAGC
Thlaspi arvense is the source of this 2281-nucleotide messenger RNA. NCBI's taxonomy places the organism in Eukaryota, Viridiplantae, Streptophyta, Magnoliopsida, Brassicales, Brassicaceae. The record is from the annotation of a GenBank genome assembly.